Oppiella nova is the source of this 767-nucleotide messenger RNA. Lineage: Eukaryota; Metazoa; Arthropoda; Arachnida; Sarcoptiformes; Oppiidae. The record is from the annotation of a GenBank genome assembly.
CGUGUAUAGCCUUAUCUUAUUCACCAAUAGUCGCGUCAUUAGUAUUUGAAGGGAAAACUAUUUAUAAAAUAGCGAUUCUUUGACUUUAAAUCGUUAUUUGAGUGUUAAUUCAAUACAUAUUAUUGACUCAGAAAAUGCCAUCCCAUCACCACAUCCUCUACGCGCUGAUUGUCUGUGUGUUAGCCCAACACGUCUUAUCACAGGAGACGUCGGAGUUGGCCGAGGAGUACAUCGACGAAGACCUGCCGGAGUCGGCCGCCGACCCCAACAGCCCCUCCCUGACCGCCAAACCCAAGAACGAGUCGACAAAUGAGUUGAACGGCCACAAGAAGACCAACUUCACGGACGAUCGGUUCACCAAACUUUUCCAGCCUCGCAGGGGUCGACCCCAGCCUGCCGUACUGUUCCCCAAGUUUAACGCCAAGGCCAAGCCUACCCUCCCGCCCUUCAUCAAGAACACCCCGUCCAUUGUCAAGGCCCAGCCGAUCACCCAACCGCCCCAACCCGCCCAGCGAUUCAAUCAGCGAUCGGUGGCCACCACUCAGAGGACUACUACUACCAGAACCCCCGCGAGGGGUGGUAGCUCUCAGGCUAAUAGCAAUCGUAGGGGCGGGAUAGGAGGUAGGGGUGUCCAGUCGACCACUGCCAGCCCCUCGACCACUACGGACUCGGCGUCGAGGAGAAGGUUUGGCGGUGGCGUCGGAGGGAACCGUCGUUUUAAUGUCAACUCAACCAUUCCGGCCACGAGUCGACCGAAAAGAUUUUGA